Molecule: messenger RNA, 987 nt
Organism: Miscanthus lutarioriparius
Lineage: Eukaryota; Viridiplantae; Streptophyta; Magnoliopsida; Poales; Poaceae
Source: the annotation of a GenBank genome assembly
AUGCUCUGGUCAAUGGACCCGCAGGUGACCGUCCAUGGCGACUGGGUGUCGGCCGUGGUGCCGCUGAUGAAGCUGCUGUGCCUGACGGUCAUCGGCCUGCUCCUCGCCAACCCGCGGGUCCAGGUCGUGCCCAGGGCCACCUUCAAGCUGCUGAGCAAGCUCGUCUUCGCGCUCUUCCUCCCUGCCUCAUCUUCCACUGCCAUCGGGUGCGUUCUUGGGUACAUCGUGGCCCUGAUCUGCCGCCCACCGCCGCACCUGUUCCGGUUCACGGUGAUCAUGACCGGGUUUGGCAACACGGGGAACCUCCUGAUUGCGAUCAUCGGGUCGGUCUGCCAUACCAAUGAUCAUCCCUUCGGUCCUGGAUGCGACACCAUGGGUAUCGCUUAUGUCUCGUUCGCACAGUGGGUUGCGGUUAUUCUUGUCUACACUUUGGUCUACCACAUGAUGGAGCCACCGAUGCAGUUCUAUGAGAUUGUUGGGGAGGGGAAUGAGAUACAGGAAGAACCCGAGCAGAUCAGCAACUACAGUAGGUCUCUUCUUCAUGAGGCGGAGUGGCCAGGGAUGGUUGACAAAGAAACUGAGCAUUCAAAGACACCAUUCAUUGCAAGAGUUUUCAUGAGCAUCUCAGGUUCCUCACAGAAUACUUUUCCUGAUAUUGAUUUUACUGAAGAAGGAAAUUCUGGUGCUGGACCUAGCAGUCCUAAGUCGCUCAGAUGUUUGGCAGAGCCAAGAGUGGUCAGGAAGAUCAGGGUUGUAGCUGAGAAGACUCCAAUUCAGCACGUCCUUCAGCCACCGACAAUCGCCUCUUUACUUGCCAUCAUCAUUGGCAUGGUUCCUGUCUUGAAAGAUUUUGUGUUUGGGGCUGAUGCACCACUCUCAUUCUUCACCGACAGUUUGGAAAUCCUAGCUGCUGCUGUGGUUCCAUCAGUGAUGUUAAUUCUAGGAGGCAUGCUUGCGGAAGGCCCAAAGAUAAUGCCUUGGGCAUGA